This is a messenger RNA of Fusarium oxysporum Fo47, 1254 nucleotides long. RefSeq names its product pyridoxal phosphate-dependent transferase. The transcript is spliced from 7 exons. The coding region runs from base 1 to 1254 and encodes 417 amino acids. Lineage: Eukaryota; Fungi; Ascomycota; Sordariomycetes; Hypocreales; Nectriaceae. The record is from RefSeq and is a predicted model, not a curated record. Gene Ontology annotation, molecular function: pyridoxal phosphate binding; transaminase activity. Gene Ontology annotation, biological process: biosynthetic process; amino acid metabolic process.
AUGGCGUCUUUGAACGGAAACCUCUCACAGCGAGGCGAGGUAUUCGCGACGCCGACGAGCAAAAUGCCAAUGUUGGAUGUAGUAAACGAUCUAUGGCAUGCAGAAACGAACCCUGACGGAUAUAUCAGUCUCGGCGUUGCUGAGAAUACACUCAUGCACAAGGAACUGAUUGAACAUAUCACUAAGAAUUUCAGCCUUGAUAGCCAUGCUUUGACAGCUGGCGACGGUUUCACUGGCUCUCAUCGCCUACGAAAUACCCUUGCAAGAUUCAUCAACCGCAACUUUAGCCCAUUUGAAGACAUCAUCAAAGAUCAAGUCAUUGUCACCUCGGGUGUAGGCCAGGCAAUCGAGCUCAGUGGCUUCGCGCUCUGCGACAAAGGUAAUGGCGUUUUGCUCGCGCGACCUCACUAUGGAAACUUUCCCAUUGAUCUCGGCUACAGAGUUGAAGCCAAGAUUAUCGGUGUCUCGUUUGGAGAUGUAGAUCCCUUCAGUAUUGAGACCAUCGUUUAUUACGAGAAAGCUUUGGAGGAAGCUGAGCAGCAAGGGAUUCGUGUCAGAGUGUUCCUGUUAUGCAACCCUCAUAACCCAUUAGGUCGAUGUUAUACUCCCGAGGUUCUGAAGGCGUACAUGCAAUUCUGUCAGAAACAUAACCUGCACCUCAUCAGUGACGAGGUAUAUGCUCUUUCAGUCUGGAAGAACCCAGGCGCGCCUGAUGCUCCAGACUUCACCUCAAUCCUAGCUAUCAAUCAUCAUGGUUUGAUCGAUAGAGAGCUAAUCCACGUACUUUGGGGAAUGGGCAAGGACUUUGGUUCCUGUGGUAUCAGAAUUGGGUGUCUCAUCAGUCGUAACAAGGCCUUUCUACGAGCUUGCGAAGCCAAUUCUUACUUCUCUAGCCCUUCGUCUCUAGCCGACCUUGCUACCGCUCGUAUACUCGCCGAUGAUGCGUUCAUUGAGAGCUACAUCAAAACCAAUCGAUUACGGCUAGCAGAGAACUACGAACUGACAACUAAGUUUCUUAGCAGUCAUCAGAUUCCUCACAAAGAAGGAUCCAAUGCUGGCUUGUUCGUAUGGGCUGAUCUAUUCCAGCCCUUGCGCGCACAAGUCGAUGCCACUUUGCAGAACCAGAAGGAACAUGAGGAAGGUUCUGAGGAAGCACUGAGGACUCUUGAGACGAGUCUGCAAGAGAAUUUCUUAAAGCACAAGAUAUUUUUGGCGCUUGGGGCUGAUUUUGGAAGUGAUGUCUGGAGCGCAUGA